Molecule: messenger RNA, 1581 nt
Organism: Harpia harpyja (harpy eagle)
Lineage: Eukaryota; Metazoa; Chordata; Aves; Accipitriformes; Accipitridae
Gene: CCR10
Product: C-C motif chemokine receptor 10
Exons: 3
Coding region: 1-1545 (514 amino acids)
Biological process (GO): chemotaxis; immune response; G protein-coupled receptor signaling pathway
Cellular component (GO): membrane
Molecular function (GO): C-C chemokine receptor activity
Source: RefSeq, a predicted model, not a curated record
AUGCUGGAUCCUGACCUCCGUGGCAAUGGGGUCCUGGCUGUUCACUGCCAGGCUGCAGAGCUGUCCCUCCGCCCCAGAGCAGGGCUGAGAGACCGGGAGCUGGGAGCACUGUGCACAGCUGCCUGCGACCUGUGCAAGGCAAUGGGAUGCCCUGGGACCUCCCUGACUGGGAACAGGACCACGCAGUGUGGGGCUGUGCCGGCACUGGGUCCCCCAGGGUGGUGCAUGGGGGGCGGGCGACUGGGGCCAUGGGCCGGGUGCGGAGCCCCAGGGGACGUCAGGAGCGGGUCCCCCAUGGUGGAUCCACAAAACCACCCCGAGUGUGGGGUCCGGGGCCGUGGCACACCCGGGGCUCCCCGCAGCAGGGCUGGGUGGAGGAGGGCUGCCCUGGGUGCGGUGCACUGUACGCUGCAGCCAGGCCGAUGCCUCCGAGCAUCCCUUACUCAACCUCCCUCUGUGCAGGCGACCCCCAGCCCUGUCUCAAUGGAGCUGACCGCCACCACUGACUUCUACCCCUGGGAGGAUGGGUACUCAUGGGAGGACGGCAUGCUGCCCGAGGUCUGUGAGAAGCAGGCAGUGCAGGGCUUCGCCCGCACCUACCAGCCUGCUGUCUACCUGCUGCUCUCACUGCUGGGCAUGGUGGGGAAUGGGCUGGUGCUGCUCACGCACACCCGCUACCGCCAGGCACACAGCAUCACCGACGUCUGCCUCCUGCACCUUGCCCUGUCUGACCUCCUGCUGCUCCUGACACUGCCCUUCGCCGUCACCGACACGCUGCAGGGCUGGUCCACGGGCACGGCCGCCUGCAAGGCGCUGCAGGGCCUCUACGCCCUCAACUUCUACAGCGGCUUCCUCUUCCUCACCUGCAUCAGCGUGGACCGCUACGUGGCCAUCGUGCGGGUGCCGGCCGCCUGCCGCCUGCGCCCACGGGCUCGCCGCCACGGUUGGCUGACGGUGGGGCUGGCCUGGCUGCUGGCCACGCUGCUGGCGCUGCCCCAAUUCAUCUACAGCCAAGCGGAGCAGCACCAGGACCUCCGGAUCUGUCAUGUCGUCUUCCCCCGCGCGGUCUCGCGGGCGGCCCGGGGGGCCACCAACCUGGUGCAGGUCGUGCUGGGCUUCGCGGUGCCCUUCCUGGUGAUGGCGAGCUGCUACGCGGCCGUAGCCCGAACGCUGCUGGCGGCCCGUGGCGCCCAGCCCCACCGGGCGCUGCGGGUGCUGCUGGCCCUCGUGCUGGUGUUCGUGGCCCUGCAGCUGCCCCACAGCCUGAUGGUGCUGCUGGACGCGGCCGAGCUGCUGGCCAGCUGGGAGGUGAGCUGUGCCCAGAGCCGCCGCAAGGACCUGGCACUGCUGGUCACCGGCGGGCUGGCGUACCUGCGCUGCUGCCUCAACCCCCUGCUCUACGCCUUCCUGGGCCAGCGCUUCCGCCGGGAGCUGUGGCUCCUGGCCAGUGAUGCCGGGUGCGUGGGGCCCCUCGAGCCACGCUGCCCCAGCUGCCCCAGUCCCCGCCAGAGGACAUCGAUCUCCACCUGCCAGGACGUGGUGUAGGGACACGGCGCCCACGGCCGGGGCAGGGACCGGCCC